Molecule: messenger RNA, 1881 nt
Organism: Exophiala xenobiotica
Lineage: Eukaryota; Fungi; Ascomycota; Eurotiomycetes; Chaetothyriales; Herpotrichiellaceae
Exons: 4
Coding region: 25-1824 (599 amino acids)
Source: RefSeq, a predicted model, not a curated record
CGACUUCGAAUUGCUGAUCUAUUCAUGCACUCGAAUCAUCUCUUCCGAUGCAAGUCCUACCUGACAAUGCAAUUCCUAAACUUCGCCUGCUUCUUCAUACCGCUCUUAACGACAUGCGUCAAAUGUCACGCAACGGAGCUCACCCAUUGCGGCCUUCUCGGCCCAGUGUAUCCUCUACCGAACAAGUGGACAGACACGCAUGCCAUUCGUGAUGCUCAAUCAACCUUCACGCGCCUCAUGGGAGACGCCAUCCGAAACGGGACGACGCCCUGGGGACCAGUUGAUGCUGUCAAUACCACAAUAUCUAUUGGAGUUUUCUCGACGCAAUCCGAUACGCUGCUCGCAAAAUAUCAAUACACGGGCUCCUCACCUGAGAUCAAGAAGCGCCUGACUGGCUCAAAGCUUGAUACAGAUACUCUGUAUCGACUGGGAAGCGUCACCAAAAUGUUGACCGUCUACACCAUCCUUGCAAAGCUCGGUAGUAAAUACUGGUCAGAACCAGUGACCAGUUUCAUCCCGGAGCUCACAGGACUCACUGUUCGCAACUCGGUUUACAAUUUCAAUUGGUCGGAGGUGACCUUGGGCUCGCUGGCAGGGCAGAUCAGUGGCAUUCCGCGAGAUUACUCGCUCAGCGAUAUCUCUGAUGUCCCUGGUAUCACCACCAUCGGAUUUCCUCCGCUCAACACCUCUGAAAUUACGGCUUGCGGGCAACCAGGGUUGGAGCCUUGUUCCGUUGCAGAGUCACUCAGACUCAUUCUGGAGCAACACCCUGUGACCGCUCCGUGGCAGACUCCGACAUACUCCAAUGAAGCUUACCAAUUGCUGGCCAUGGCCUACGAGAACAUCACUGGAGAAGCAUUCACAGACGCUUUCAAAACCGCCUUGGUUGAACCUCUCCAGCUGAGAAGAACUUUUUGGAAGUCCCCUCGAAAUGAUUCCAAUACUAUGAGGGUCGACACGGCCGGACUCAACACCUCCGAAGGGGAUUUGGGAGAAUUUGACCCGGCUGGCGGUGCUUGGGCAUCUCUCGGAGAUUUUGCAGAACUCGGUCGUUCAGUACUUCGGUCCUCGAUACUUCCAGAGCGCCUCACUCGUGAAUGGCUCAAACCUAUCUCGCACUCUAGCCAGAAGUUCUCAUCCGUUGGCCAGCCCUGGGAGAUAGUCCGCAUGGAUGUCCCCGUCGGGCCUGGCUCGAAAGAGUCUCGAGUGGUCGACUUGUAUACGAAAAAUGGCGGAUAUGGUGGGUACAACGCAUGGUUGUUCUUGUCUCCCGACCACAAUAUAGGUAUUGCGGCUCUUGUCGCAUCGAUCGGAGCUCCCGAGGCCGGAGCUCCCACUCUUUUCGCAUUGUCUGAGCUCGCACUUGCCACCUGGAUUCCUGCUGCAGAAGCUGCGGCAAGGGAAGCUGCCGCCGCCAAUUUGGUCGGUACCUUCAGUUCACAAGACGGACUGAACUCGUCUAUCUCGCUGCAAGUCGUUCCAGACCAUCAGGGUCUACGCAUCACACAGCUUGUUCACAAUGGUACCGACUUUCUCGAGCUGCUCUCGUUGAUCUGGGGUCGGGCAGGUGGGAGCCUUCAGUACAUGAAUCUCCGAGAUGAUGGACGGCUUGCCUUCCGCGCUAUGUGGCAGACUGCAAAAUCCCAGUACCCUCCCAAUGCAGUGUUGAGGAGAGAGUGCAAUUUCCAGUGGUCAGACGUCGACACUAUCAAGUAUGGAAAUGCUGGGCUUGAUGAGUUCAUCAUCAGUGUCGACGGGGACGGCAAGGCUACCGCUGUGGAGGCGCCGGCGUUAAGAACAUUGUUUUCAAAGCGGAGGAUGUAAGCUGGUCAAAGGAGGAUAGUAGAGAUAUGAACAAUGUAUUUAUAGUCAUACAUCAGA